Messenger RNA from Sphaerulina musiva SO2202, 3208 nucleotides. RefSeq names its product kinase-like protein. Gene Ontology annotation, molecular function: protein serine/threonine kinase activity; ATP binding; tau-protein kinase activity. Gene Ontology annotation, biological process: microtubule cytoskeleton organization; protein phosphorylation; intracellular signal transduction. Bases 1077 to 2891 code for a protein of 604 amino acids. NCBI's taxonomy places the organism in Eukaryota, Fungi, Ascomycota, Dothideomycetes, Mycosphaerellales, Mycosphaerellaceae. The transcript is spliced from 3 exons. Gene Ontology annotation, cellular component: cytoplasm. The record is from RefSeq and is a predicted model, not a curated record.
AUUUUGAAACCACUGUAGCAUCCAUCCAUACAUACAUACCUGGUCCUGCUGCUGCUAUUCCUCCAUCGCCACCUCGCCCGUCUUCUGCCGCAGCAUCACCACCGCCAUCACCAUAGGUUUACAUUCACCCUCGUCCAUCGGUACGGUACCAGAUCCGGAUAUCGUGUCCGGUCGCACCUUCUUCACGGUUGUCGAUGUUGCUUGAGGCCCACUGCGCCGCCCUUCCACCUCCGAAUCAAUAACAAUUGCGGAAAGGCCGCCUUAUAUGGCCGCGUACGACAUCAAGAAGCACUUCAGCGGCCUCCGAGUACAAACCGCACGUCGCAGAGGCCAUAACCCCUUUGCGACUGGCUUCGAAGAUGAUAGCGACGACGACGACUUCCGGAAGAGCAGACCCAAGACCAAGGCACCGCCGGUGUCCAAGUCUGUCCCGGUAACUCCCUUCGUUCCUCCCACGAAAGCAUCGCCCUUUGCACGUGCACGCUCCCUGUCGAAAGCCGCCACCGCCGACGACGACGACGACGACAACUUCCUGCUGGAGGUGCAGGCCUCAAAGAAAGCAGACCGCCGUCCGUCACCGGCGCCCGCAGUGUUGUCAAUCGCUGCUCAGCGUGUGAUUGACGAAGCUGCACGUCCGCGACGCGGCUCUCUACCCGGAGUGUUGUCGGAUCAGAAAAAGGCUGCAGUACUCGCUGCUGGUCCACUGGCAUAUCUCGACGACAGCAGCGACGACGACGACUGGAACAGCGGUUCACGGCCCGGCAGACGUACCGCGCGCAACCGCAGUCCCUUGCCACGAGCAACAUCUGCCUCGAACCUCCGCUCCAGCACCCCUAGUGGAGCUCGACUUGCAGUCUCGCAGCUACCGCCCGACAAGGCAGCGACCGCAACAGCCAUUCCACUGCACACCGUUGCUUCCCCAUUCGCUGGCACUAAAUACCUGCAAGACAGCGACUCCGAUUCCGACGAAGAAGCUGUUGCAUCCCGAAAAGGCAGCGCCGAAGAUAUUGCUGCGAUCGCGCCUGACAACAAGAAGCAUCACGAGGUGCCGCGGGUGGACAAGGGCAAGCUGCAAAAUGGGGGCGGUGUAUCCUGGCGAGCCUUCUCAGCUGGCAGAGCAGAGCAGCGCAACGCCGAGCUCGACGCUCUCGCAUCGAGUCUCAGAAGGCGAGGAAGGAGCAUACAGUUCUGUCCCGUUGUCAGGACCGAUGAUGGACGACAGAUCUCCCUCGCACCCACACUCGAGCGCAAUGGACCAACACUUGGCGGCAAAAGAUUUGGGCAAAACAGAGCCAAGUCGCCCCCAAGACGUGCCGCGGACACAAAGCCCAUCCUCGAGGAAGACGAGUUGGCUGAUCGGGAGUUUGGAGGACCAGUCGGACGACUUGAGGAUGCAGGAUCGAAGACGGACCCCUUCAGUGGAGAACUUAUUCGACGGACGACGAGCAAUGGCGACUUCAAGCGACCCGACUUCGCAAGCCAAUGCCUCCCUGAUAUCCGCAUCGACGACAUCUCCAAGCUAUGACGUGGGCACACAGUCGCCGCUCACCUCGCCCAACAGCAGCAGUAGAAUGCUCUCCUCCAUCGACUCCAUGUCGAAAUUGACAGUCUCACCUCAGACCAUUCCCGAAGGCAAAACAAUAGAUCACGCCAUGCUGGACUCGCCGACCAUGUCGCCGUCUGCUAGUGACUACGACCCCUUGAGCCGGAACUCUAGCCUGCGUUCCAUUCGGUCACGCCGCAUACCAACAACAUCGAGGCGUCCAUCGCGGCGCUCUACUUCUGCCACCACCUCGCUGAGCCCAGCGCACGCGUUCCUCGCGAAUUGGGGCAAGGGUGAUGCUGAAGAGAUGCCACCAGAGCCGAAGCCCGAUGACGAAGGACAGGCCAUCGGACUCAACUGCGAAUAUAUCAUCGGUCGCCUGAUCAGUCGAGGUGGCUUUGGCGUCGUGAAGGAAGUGCACUCGUUAGACGAUCAUGGAAAUCGCAUAGUGAAGGCGGUCAAGGUUGUGUAUAAAGCAAUCAGCGGCGCGACCGAAGCGGAGAACGACAAAGCCCAGCAGGACAUAGAGCAUGAGGUGUCGAUCUGGCGCUAUUUGAACCACCGCCACGUCUUGCCACUGCAUGCGGUGUACGAGACGGAUUAUGCCACUUUCUGUAUCAUGGACCUCAACGUCGGUGGUACCUUGUAUGAUCUGGUAAGAAAGUCUCGGCUCAGUGCGAAGACCAGUAACGCGGGCCGCAAGGGUUUGUCGCCUCAUCUUGCUAAGAGCUAUGCAUACCAACUCGCGUGCGCCUUGCGUUAUUUACACGAAGAUAUUCGUGUCUGUCAUCGAGAUGUGAAACUGGAGAAUUGCCUCAUCGACAUGUCAGCACCGGAAUCCGAUGCCGAAGGUGGCAACCUGCGACUGUGCGACUUUGGACUGGCGGAUUUCCUGCACAGCGAGAGCAUCGACGAAGGAAGUGGAACGCCGCAGCGGAUUUCUUCGCAACGCUCCCUAUCGAACGAAAUGCCCUUGCCGUUAGCCUCGUCCAUCAUUGGCACACUGGAAUAUGCCUCGCCGAAGGGCUUGUCCGUGAAUCGAAAACUGUUCGAGACCGCUGGAGACGUAUGGGCUUUCGGCGUCAUCAUCUAUGCACUGUGCACCGGACAUCUCCCUUUUCGGCAUACUCUGCCCAGCAAGACUGUGGAGCUCAUUCUGAGGGCAGACUGGGAUGAGGACGCUCUGAGACAUGCUGCUGCCGGAGGAGCAGAAGUGAUUGAUCUUGUUAGAGGCUGUCUGGAGAAAGACAUUGAUCUGAGAUUCACCAUUAGCGAAGCAUUACGAAGUCCUUGGUUUGAUGAGUGCCGCGAGGGAGCCGAAGACGAGGCGACGUCGCCGUGGCGAUGAUUCGACCUGCUACCUGUGCGAUGCGAGCUGUCUGACAUGAUUCAGAUGACCUCUUGUGUUGCACAUAUUUUUUUGACGACACUUAUGACUAGCGAGAAAAGGGAAAACAUGAAAUGGAAGACGGCACAAUGCCGUUAUGGAGCUAUGGUGGUGUUGGAGCACGCUGCUAUCGACUACUGUUCGCAUUCUGCACUGCAUGGAUGGAAGCAUUGUACCGCAUUUGACAGCGACAGACAGUCGAGGCGUGGACAGACCACGUAUAUGAAAUAGGAUACCCCCCCAAAGCAGUGGUUGGAUCACUCUUCUCAAUUCUAAAC